AUGCGGUUUGCAUUAACAUUUUCUCUUAGGGAGAUACUCAUCAUGGGAGGGUGUCUCUGCCUGUUCCGUGGCCUCCUCGUCCUCCAACCCCAACCCCUGAAAGCGCUUAAAUCAUAUCUAUCUAUCUAUCUAUCUAUCUAUCUAUCUAUCUAUCUAUCUCAGUUUGUUCAUGUAACUUUCUUUCUCUCUCUUUCUCUCGCUCUAUCUAUCUAUCUAUCUAUCUAUCUAUCUAUCUAUCUAUCUAUCUAUCUUAGACCGUUCAUAUCUAUAAGCAUCUAUCUAUCUAUCUAUCUAUCUAUCUAUCUAUCUAUCUAUCUAUCUAUCUAUCUAUGUGUGUGUAUGUGUGUGUGUUAUGAGAAUCGAAGUCACUGCCCUCGCGAGAUGGUCUGCAAGAAGUACUUUCUGACCCUCGCUUCACGGCAGGCACCUAAUUUGCUUAAACCUGACCAGUGA
Acanthosepion pharaonis is the source of this 453-nucleotide messenger RNA. NCBI's taxonomy places the organism in Eukaryota, Metazoa, Mollusca, Cephalopoda, Sepiida, Sepiidae. The record is from the annotation of a GenBank genome assembly.